Molecule: messenger RNA, 1023 nt
Organism: Lathyrus oleraceus (garden pea)
Lineage: Eukaryota; Viridiplantae; Streptophyta; Magnoliopsida; Fabales; Fabaceae
Product: transcription factor MYB10
Exons: 3
Coding region: 1-1023 (340 amino acids)
Source: RefSeq, a predicted model, not a curated record
AUGGCAUCUUCAUCUUUGCAACAAGAAAAAUGCAAUCAUGGUGAGGAUACUAGAAAGAUUGUGUUAAAAAAAGGAACAUGGUCAAAUGAAGAGGAUCAGUUAUUAAGAGAAUAUGUGACAAAAUAUGGAGUUGGAAACUGGGAUUCUGUACGAAAGAAAACAAAGCUUGCUCGAGAUGGAAAAAGUUGUCGUUUAAGAUGGUUAAAUCAUUUAAAUCCAAUUUUAAAAAAGUGUCCGUUCAAUGAAGAAGAAGGGAGAAAACUUAUUCAUCUCUAUAAUGAGUUAGGACCCAAAUGGUCUCAAAUGAUUUCACAGUUUCCUGGAAGAACCGAUAACGAGUUAAAGAAUUUUAUUAAUUCCAAAAAAAGGAGUUUAAAAAAUUCUAGAAAGCACCUCAUUCCAGAAAGCAUAAACCAAGUUGAUGAGUUGAAUAACAGUGUUGGAGAAAUUAGUAACCAACAAAAUAAUGUCUCCCAAGAAGAAGAAAUGGUUCUACCAAGAAUGGAAUCUGAUCAUCAAGAAGAUACUCUACAUGGUAACUAUCUUCUUGAUCAAAUCUAUGAUGACAAAAAUAUCAACAACUGUCAACAAUUUUCAACGUUGGCUGAUGAUUCAAGUACGCUAUGCAAUAAUGAGGAGAGUACUUGUUUCAACAAUCAUGUUGUCCCAACAUUGGAUGAUACGUUUCAAGAUUUGGAAGAUAUAGUUCCAUCAUUUUCAUCAAGUAAUAUGUUUUUUGAUCAAGAUCUUCCUCCAUACAAUCUAGACAUGGAUUAUCAACUUCCACAAGAAAUGUUUUCUGACCAAUAUCUUCAAAAUCCAGAUCUAUCAUCUAAUAUGUUUUUUGAUCAAGAUCUUCCUCCAAUUCCACAAUACUAUCCAUACAAUAUAGAUAUGGAUUAUCAACUUCCACAGGAAAUACAUUCUGACCAAUAUCUUCAAAAUCCAAUUCUAUCAUAUGAGGAGCCUCAAUAUGAGAUCUUAGAACCUUGGUUGCUAUCUGAAUGCGUUCCUCUUUGGUGA